AUGAGAAAUCCAACUGUUGAUGCUUCAGGUCAAGACGAUAAAUGCAGUGAAGAAUCACUCGCUAACUCAAUAAAUAGUAAUAGUAAUUUCAGCUCUUCUUCGGAAGGCGGAAAUGAAUGUGAAUUUGGUACAGUAGAAAAGGUGGACACAUUGAUUGGUGGUAGAAGAGUUAUAAACAGUAAUGUGGAAAGCGCCAACAAUAAUGAUCAGGAGACAAGGACUGCGGAACCACUUCAGUCUUCGAUUAACAGUCGCCAAAAUUCAGAAAAGGAGCGCGUGAACUUUAUUCCUCUCGACAACGAUGACGAAGAACUCGAUAAAAUUAUUUCGUACACCCCUGAUGGCGGUUUUGACAGCUCUCAUAAAACUUUUUCGUUUUCCUUGCCAUUUGGUAAUACGAAUUUUAAAUCAAACUCGCCGUUGGCUAUAUUUAAAACAGUCCUACCCAAGACCCCUGAUGAGAUCAUCAAGGAUAUUUCGAGGAAGAAUGCAAUCAGACUAAAGCUGAAGAAAUCAAACUCUAUUUCUUCGUUGGAAGAAAUGGAGUUAUUUAAAGAUGAAAAAGGUAUCGAUAAUUCCAGAUUAAGGGCUGUUAAAAAAUCAUUAGAAAUGGAUGCGUUGAAGAACUCCUUGAAGCAAAUAACUGCAGACCCGUUCGACAAAACACAUGACGGAUACUACCGCUCAAGAUUAGAGUCCAUAUGGAAUGAAUUAGAAGGUGAUAUUGUCAUAAUGGGCGGUUACCGAGGUAGUAUAUUAAGAGAUGCAACUACACAUAAGCGAAUUUGGAUCCCGUUAAGGGCAGGUCUUAAUAUGACGAAAGUAGAUUUAUUGAUUGGGCCUAAUGAUGAAGAUGAAUUGGCAACUCAAAAAAAAAUCAUCCCCGAUGGGAUGUUGACGCACAUAGGUCCUGUCGAUGUCUCUAGAAGAUUGAUUAAGAAAUUAGAAGCGAACCCAAAUGUAAACAUUCAGCAGUUUGGUUAUGACUGGAGAUUAUCAUUAGACAUUUCUGCUGAGCAUUUGAAGAGUAAAUUACAAGAACUGUAUGAUAAGCAGAUUGAUAAAAAGGGAGUAUAUAUUAUCUCUCAUUCGAUGGGCGGUUUAGUGGCGCAUAAAGUUUUACAAGACUGUACGCAUUUGAUAAGAGGCAUUAUUUACGUGGGUUCUCCUAAUCAAUGUCCAAAUAUUUUGGGUCCUAUCAGGUUCGGAGAUGAUGUGAUGUGGAACAAAACCAUUUUCAGCAAAGAAACAAACUUUUUUAUGAGAAGCAGCUUCUAUUUUCUACCGGUGGAUGGGAGGUGUUUUGUUGACAAAACUACCUUAAAAAGGUAUGAUUUUGACUAUUUUGAUACAGAAGUUUGGAAGUAUCUUGGCCUAUCACCUCUGGUUAAUGAAAAGAGAGGUAAAUUAGCCGACGAAAAAGAAAAGUUACUGCCCAAAAAAUCCAAGUCAUCACUUUCACUUAAAGCUACAUUCAACGCCACUACUAAGUUCGUCUUAAGUACACCUGUAGUUCGAGCUGUUACAGGUAAUAACAACAAGCAGUCAGUAAAAGAAAUACCCUCUGAUGAGGUCUUCCACACGUCUUAUGAAGAUAGCUGUGAAUAUUUAAUGAAAGCUUUGAAACGUACCAAGGAUUACUUGGAUAGUCUGGAUUAUGAUUCGAGUAAAGAAUAUCCUCCAUUAGCCAUGGUUUAUGGUAACAAGGUUCCCACUGUCAGAGGCGCCAAGGUUAAUGGCAUACAAGAUAUUAGAGACGGAAAUUACGAAGAUCUUUACUAUGGCCCUGGUGACGGUGUUGUGCAUCACAAAUGGUUAUUGCCUGAACAAAGAGGUUUUCCGGUCGUUUGUAAAAUAGCUAGUUCCGCAGGUCAUGUCAGUUUAAUGACAGAUUUGAAAUCAAUGGCGAAGGCAUUCAUUUCUAUUGUCGAUAGUGAGAGGGAAAGGGCAAACCCACCUUCAUGA
Molecule: messenger RNA, 1965 nt
Organism: Saccharomyces eubayanus
Lineage: Eukaryota; Fungi; Ascomycota; Saccharomycetes; Saccharomycetales; Saccharomycetaceae
Exons: 1
Coding region: 1-1965 (654 amino acids)
Biological process (GO): lipid metabolic process
Molecular function (GO): triacylglycerol lipase activity
Source: RefSeq, a predicted model, not a curated record